This is a messenger RNA of Penicillium chermesinum, 258 nucleotides long. RefSeq names its product isoflavone reductase family protein. The record is from RefSeq and is a predicted model, not a curated record. The coding region runs from base 1 to 258 and encodes 85 amino acids. The transcript has 2 exons. Lineage: Eukaryota; Fungi; Ascomycota; Eurotiomycetes; Eurotiales; Aspergillaceae.
AUGGAUGUCAUGUUGAUGGGUCUGAGUGGACGACAAUUACCCUAUCGAUCAACUCGUCGCUGCCUUCUGGACCAAGACGCCGUCGUCUCAGCACUACCGGAAGACCGUACACGGUCAGUUCAUGUGCGCAUGAUCGACGCCGCCAUCCCGGCAGGCCUGAAGCGCGUCAUUCCCACGGAGUACGGCAACAAUACCUACCCUGCAGCUUCCAAGCUCGACGUUAGGUAUGAAGUUUCAAGAUGGAAAUUAGGUAUUUGA